AUGAAAGUGCAUCAUGACAACGGGCCAGUCCAGCCCGCACCUCCUGAGCGCGAAACAAACAUUCACAUCUGCGAAUCGACUGCCUACAGACGACUAAUGAAGCACAGCCUUUGCGACCGCGGAAUCGUGCCUCAGUUCUAUGGGACAAUGGAACGGAUGGACUUAUCACACUAUCAACCUCACCUGAAGAUGUUUCUUAAUGACAAGAAUCCUCCUAGCGCCAUCCUCUUGGAGUACAUUCCAAAAAUGGAGAUGAUCUAUCCGCACAAUUUUACAAAGGAGCGGGGAGAGGCUUUGAUCUGUGGUAUCCGAGAGAUUCACAGAGCGUUGGUUCUGCAUUGCGACGCCAAACCGAGGAACAUGAUGAUUGUCAGGAAUGACCCGGAAAGAGUGGUCUGGUUAGACUUUGACAGAGCUCAGACAUAUCACGCAGAUAGCCUUACCGAGAGACAACGAGGAUUUAUUGAGGAUGAAGAGCUAAUGUUGUCUCAACUCGCAGAUUCUCUCCAACUCACAUACCACGUCGAGUUGAUGAAUGCCCUACCUCACCAAUACUUUCAGCCUGAACCUCGACAUCCAACCAUACGAGACUGGAUUGAUGCGGCCUGCUUUGGUUCAGGCUGGCUCAAGUAA
Paracoccidioides brasiliensis Pb18 is the source of this 633-nucleotide messenger RNA. RefSeq lists its product as uncharacterized. Bases 1 to 633 code for a protein of 210 amino acids. The transcript has 3 exons. Gene Ontology annotation, molecular function: protein kinase activity; ATP binding. The record is from RefSeq and is a predicted model, not a curated record. Gene Ontology annotation, biological process: protein phosphorylation.